Molecule: messenger RNA, 1409 nt
Organism: Olea europaea var. sylvestris
Lineage: Eukaryota; Viridiplantae; Streptophyta; Magnoliopsida; Lamiales; Oleaceae
Product: probable xyloglucan endotransglucosylase/hydrolase protein 28
Exons: 4
Coding region: 222-1205 (327 amino acids)
Biological process (GO): cell wall biogenesis; xyloglucan metabolic process
Cellular component (GO): cell wall; apoplast
Molecular function (GO): xyloglucan:xyloglucosyl transferase activity; hydrolase activity, hydrolyzing O-glycosyl compounds
Source: RefSeq, a predicted model, not a curated record
UCAUUAGCCUUUGAACGCACUUUCUCACAGGUCACACCCGUCGCUUUGGAGAUUGAGACCUCUCUAUUACACACUGACACACACUUUACUUCUAUUGUUCUUAAAAUAGGAUUCUACUACAUAUUUACACAACACAGAAAACACUCGAAGAAUCUGUACUUAAACAAUCACUCACAAGAAGAAAAAAAAAAGCUCCAUUUUUUUUUAAUAAAAAAAAAGCAAUGAAUUCUUAUCUGUGUAUCUUGACGUUUGUAUUUCAUGUAUUAUUGGUUAGUGGGUCGUCAAGAAAUCUUCCAAUACUAUCCUUUGAUGAAGGGUACUCACACCUUUUUGGAAAUGAUAAUCUUAUGGUCCUCAAAGAUGGAAAAUCCGUUCACAUCUCUUUGGAUGAAAGAACAGGUUCUGGAUUUGUUUCACAAGACCUUUACCUUCAUGGGUUUUUCAGUGCUUCUAUUAAACUACCUGCAGAUUACACUGCUGGUGUUGUCGUUGCAUUUUAUAUGUCGAAUGGGGACAUAUUCGAGAAGAACCAUGACGAAAUAGACUUUGAGUUCUUGGGAAACAUCAGAGGAAAAAACUGGAGAAUUCAGACAAAUAUUUAUGGAAAUGGAAGCACAAACGUUGGACGAGAAGAAAGAUAUGGCCUCUGGUUUGAUCCCUCAGAGGAUUUCCAUCAAUACAGUAUCUUAUGGACUGAGAAUCAGAUUGUCUUUUACGUGGAUAGGGUCCCCAUAAGAGAAAUCAAAAGGACACAAGAAAUGGGUGGGGACUUCCCCUCUAAGCCAAUGUCUUUGUAUGCAACUAUAUGGGAUGGCUCUGGUUGGGCCACAAAUGGAGGCCGAUACGGAGUCAAUUACAAAUAUGCCCCUUAUGUAGCUGGGUUUUCAGAUUUCGUUCUCCAUGGUUGUGCUGUCAAUCCUCUUGAUCAGUCCAAGUGCCAAGCUGCUCCAACAUCCGAUUCAGUCCCUAGUGGCAUCGAUGGUGAACAGCAAAUGAAAAUGGGCAAUUUCCGUAAGAAGCACAUGCAAUACUCGUACUGCUAUGACCGUACUCGUUACAAGGUUCCUCCAUCCGAGUGUGUGAUCAAUGCCAAGGAAGCUGAACGACUUCGAGGUUUCGACCCAGUAACGUUUGGUGGGGUCCACCACCAUGGCAAACGACGCCACAGGACCAGAUCAACCCAGGCCAAGGCAUCUUCCAUUUGAUGACUACACACGGCGUAACAAUCACCUGGCAUUGCUGUUUACUUUCCUUUGAAGUUUGUUCCUUUUUUUCUUCUUCUGCUGCUGUCAAUAGAUAAAAGAAGAGAGCUAUAGAUUCAUCGAGGGUAACUGAAAUAUUUAUAUAUAUGUUUCAUACUUAUAGUCCCUCAUGGUUUGAAUAAAUAAAUAUUUAUAUAUUACAUAGCA